AUGGCUUAUGCGAGCCCCGGGACUGAUACGUCAACAGAACUCGAUACUGACGAGAAGAAUCAAAUGGGCAGCUUGUAUCCCUUUACAGCUUCUGAUUCUGGCAACAAAUCAAAGGAUAAGCUAGGUCAAAAGGCACUCCGCCGUCUGGCCCAAAACCGUGAAGCUGCUAGGAAAAGCCGUCUAAGAAAGAAGGCAUAUGUCAAGCAACUUGAGAACAGCAGGCUGAAACUUAGCCAGCUGGAACAGGAGCUCCAGCGUGCUCGCCAACAGGGCAUUUUUAUUCCUACUCCAGGAGACCAGCCUCAUUCUUCUAGUGAAAAUGGUGCUUUGGCAUUUGACACGGACUAUGCUCGGUGGCAAGACGAUCACAGUAAGCAGAUAAAUGAACUGAGGGCUGCACUCAAUGCACAUGCUAGUGACGAUGAUCUCCGGCGUAUUAUUGACAGCAUCAUGGCACAUUACCGCGAAGCUUUCAGGCUUAAGGGUGUAGCAGCCAAGGCAGAUGCUUUCCACGUGCUGCCAGGAAUGUGGAAGACCCCUGUCGAGAGGUGUUUUAUGUGGUUAGGUGGACUUCGACCGUCAGAGCUUCUAAAGUUGCUUGCAAGUCAUCUGGAACCCCUUACUGAACAGCAGCUUGCAAGUAUAUACAGCCUGCAACAGUCCUCGCAACAAGCUGAAGAGGACCUUUCGCAGGGGGUGAGAGCACUGCAACAGUCGGUCGCAGAAACCCUUGCAUCAGGAUCCCUGUAUCCUGCUGGUUCUUCUGGUAACGUUGCAGAUUGCUCGGGGCAGAUGGCAGAUAGCAGCGGCAGUUGGGAAGCUUGGCACUCUAGAAAGCUUCCUACAGGAGGCUGA
Molecule: messenger RNA, 855 nt
Organism: Miscanthus lutarioriparius
Lineage: Eukaryota; Viridiplantae; Streptophyta; Magnoliopsida; Poales; Poaceae
Source: the annotation of a GenBank genome assembly